Molecule: messenger RNA, 1779 nt
Organism: Populus euphratica (Euphrates poplar)
Lineage: Eukaryota; Viridiplantae; Streptophyta; Magnoliopsida; Malpighiales; Salicaceae
Product: E3 ubiquitin-protein ligase RHF1A-like
Exons: 8
Coding region: 242-1459 (405 amino acids)
Molecular function (GO): ubiquitin-protein transferase activity
Source: RefSeq, a predicted model, not a curated record
AAUAACUCAAUGCAAGAAAGAAAUUAACAAAAAAAAAAAAGAUUGUUUGAUUCCAUCAAAAACUUAAACCGUCUGAAUCGGAUUUCUUUGCCUGAAUUUUCUGCCUCUUCGCCUUUCUCUCUUGAUCCUUUUCUUUUCCUUGACCAUUAGCGCGCGCGCACUCUGUCUAUGUCUCUAGGGUUCUUUUCUUCACCUUCACCUUAAUCUUCUCCAUUCAACUAGAACAGUGUCUAUCUCUGAAAUGGCGAAUUUCACUUCUCUUACCUCUCCAUUCUCUGAUACUCCAGUGGUUUCAGCUGCUGCUGCUGCCUCGUCGUCUUCCUCCUCCUCUUCUUUUGGAGCUGGAGUCGACGAUGCUUUCGAAGACGACGCUUGCAGUAUUUGCCUCGAUCCUUUCACCGCUCAAGACCCUGCCACUUUUACCUGCUGCAAUCACGAAUAUCAUCUUCAGUGUAUUCUUGAAUGGUCGCAGAGAAGCAAAGAAUGCCCGAUUUGCUGGCAGCUUCUUGUCCUGAAAGACCAUGCCAGCCAAGAACUUCUAGCUGCUGUCGAGACUGAGAGGCUUUUAAGGUCAAGGAACUCGACUCCUGCAUCCAUGAUCGUUCCUCACUUGGACGAUGAUUACGAUGUAGAACAGGAUUCCUAUUCAGAUGACUCUGAUUUCGAUGAGCAUAUCAUGCAGCAUCUUGCUGCCGCUGCCUCCAGCAGAGCUCAUCAUGUUCACGAAAGGGAGAGGCAGAGGUCUAACGGACUUGGUCCCUCCCAGGUUAUUGCCUUUACCUCUCCUGAACAUUUAGCCACUGUUCAGCAAACAUGCACUUCACCAGAAGAAGGUCAAACUUUAAUUCAUGGCUCAUCAGUGAUCAAUUCACUAACUCCUGACACACUAUCAGUUAACGUUCAAAAUUUGUCAUCUGUGACCCCUCCUGACGUGAACCAAGUUUCUACUACUGCUGUCAAUAGCCCCUUCAAACCCAGGAUUCUCUUCAGACAGCCACCAACUGACACACCCCAGGGGCAAGGUUCAUCGGAGGUGCUAUCUCUCUCAGACUCUAUUAAAUCUAAAUGGUUUGCUGCUUCAUCCAGGUACAAGGACUCACUUUCAAAAAGUACUAGAGGCAUAAAGGAAAAGCUAGUUGCAAAGAAUAAUUCGGUCAAGGAGCUGAGCAAAGAAGUUCAGAGGGAAAUGAGUGCGGGAAUUGCUGGUGUUGCACGAAUGAUUGAGCGCUUGGAUCUUACCACAAAACGCACGGGACCCUCCAUGUCUGAUUCUGGUUUUACUGGGGGAACUUCAAAUUUCUCCUGGAAGGGGAAGGGUGUGGAACAGAACAUCAUUGCUCAGGCUUUGGCCAAAACAAAUGAGGAAAUUGAUCGUGAUACAAGUUUAGGUGCAUCCUCACAUGCCUCUGGUACUGUCCAAGCCAGAGUGGAUAUCUCCCAUGUGCAGAGAGGUCAUUAAUGCCAUGGCGCUCAUGCCUGGCAGCUUGACUGUGUUUUACCUUAUCAUCUGAGAAGGCAUUUGAUGCAAGGGACGUGCUGUGAAGAAUCCAAGUGCCUGUUGGUUUGCGUCCUGCAUCGAAUAUUUAUGCACUGUAACAGUAACUAAGAAUGGAUUGUUGUCCCGGGAUACUAUUUCUUUUUGAAGAGGUUAAGAUGAGUAGUAUAUGGAUUCUUCUUAACAUUUUCUUUUCAACUGCAAAGAAACUUGAUGUUCUACCUUGUCAUGCCCACUUCUCCUUAAAAAUCAAAAUUACAAAGAAACCAGACAUUCACGUUCUA